UCUCAAUUAAUUUAUGUUUUUCUCUGCUUAUUAGUUUUAAAAUUUUAAAGAGAAGAGUUAUAUAAGAAGGGCAAUGUACAUAUUCUCUCCAAACAAAAACCCUUUUGUUACAUAGCUUAUCAUAAUUAUUAAGCUAACAAUUACUAUGGUUUCUUUAGGUCGUUCAUGGCCUUUAAUUGGCUUCUUCUUGGUGGUAUGCAUAUUAGUCGGAUCAAAGGGUGCAACUGCUGCCAUCUAUUAUCGACCAAGUCCAUGGUCCAAUGCUCAUGCUACAUUUUAUGGUGACGAAACCGCUAGAGAAACUAUGGGAGGAGCAUGUGGUUAUGGUAACUUGUUUACCAAUGGUUACAACACAGAUACUGCUGCAUUGAGCACAACACUAUUUAACGAUGGAUAUGCUUGUGGGCAAUGCUUCCAAAUUAAAUGUGUUAAUAAUGCAAAAGCAUGUUACUCAGGCUUCACCACAAUCACUGCCACCAACAUUUGCCCACCUAAUUGGUCCAAACCUUCCAACAAUGGUGGCUGGUGUAACCCUCCUAGGGUUCACUUCGACAUGUCUAAGCCUGCUUUCAUGAGAAUCGCUCAAUGGAGGGCUGGGAUUGUUCCCAUCAUGUACCGCAGAGUGCCUUGCAUGAGAAGUGGAGGGCUAAGAUUUAGCUUCCAAGGAAAUGGGUAUUGGCUAUUGGUGUAUGUAAUGAACGUAGGAGGAGGAGGUGACAUAUCCAAAAUGUGGGUCAAAGGUAGCAAAACCAAUUGGAUCAGUAUGAGCCAUAACUGGGGAGCUUCCUACCAAGCUUUCUCAGCCCUUGGUGGCCAAGCUUUGUCCUUUAGAAUCACUUCCUACACCACCAAACAAACCAUUACACUUUACAAUGUGGCACCCUCUAAUUGGCAAGUGGGAAAGACUUACAAGGGUAAUGCCAAUUUCAAAUAACUUAGUCUCAUCAAAUCCAAUUCAAUCCAAAUAUUCAUACGUAUAGUCUUUUUCUUUGUAUUUGAUUUGCUUUUUAAGAAUUUUCUUGUACUUUAAAAAUCUACGAUCAAAUAUGAUUAUCGAUAAAGUACAAAUUUGAUCAUUCAUCUGAAUUGUAUUUUGAUGAUAAAUGAUUAAAAUUGUAUUUUACCGUUGGGAUUUUAAAAUCAUAUUUAUUUCGUAGAAUUAAUUGUCUUAUGUUUCGAAGAUGCGAGAGUAGAGAUCGGGCAGAUGGUCAUUUGUACUGACCAACUAUUUGUUUUGGCAACAAUUAAGCUGUAUUGCUUAUUUUAUAUAUAUAUAUACAAAAAGAAAAGAAAUGUUAUUAUCUCAUCACAAGGGGAACUGGGACUGAAUGCAAUCAUUUUGUUUUUGCAGAGAAUUAAUUAUAAGAUGGUUUAUUUUAUUUUCAUAUAAUCUUUGAUUCACCGAUUGUUGUAUUCAACAGCUUAUUUUGUUCUUAGCUAGCUUGAAAAACAUAUACAAUCUGCUGAGGAUUUCUGACAACUCAGUUGAGCUGUAUCCAAUGAUUUUGUGAUGGAAAUAUAGUCAAAAUGAUUAAUUUGACUAUAGACAAAGUAAACGACAUGAACUACCACAUAAACGACUCAUGUAUUGGCAGUUAUUACUUACUUCACAUAUUAUUAUUAUUAUAUAAUAUAGAAACAUUACAUUUGAGUUGGGAAUCUUUGUCACUUACAACAAAACACUUGGGCCCAUACAUGAAAACAAACUCAUAGCCAUGCUUCCGAACGUGAGACCCACAUUUCCCAUAAAGUGUGACUAAGUCUAACAUGUUAAUUAGACACCCUUGAAAGG
Molecule: messenger RNA, 1792 nt
Organism: Cannabis sativa
Lineage: Eukaryota; Viridiplantae; Streptophyta; Magnoliopsida; Rosales; Cannabaceae
Product: expansin-A7-like
Exons: 3
Coding region: 146-934 (262 amino acids)
Biological process (GO): plant-type cell wall organization
Cellular component (GO): extracellular region
Source: RefSeq, a predicted model, not a curated record